Molecule: messenger RNA, 2354 nt
Organism: Neolamprologus brichardi
Lineage: Eukaryota; Metazoa; Chordata; Actinopteri; Cichliformes; Cichlidae
Source: RefSeq, a predicted model, not a curated record
GGGGACAGGACACUGAGUGACACCAUCACUCAGGAAGCAACGUCACACAGCGACUCAGAGGUGGUGUCUCUUCGUUCCUCUGGAGGUUUGAAGGUUCGAUCUUCAUCCUCUUCAGUUCAGUCUUUACUUCAGUCGUACAGCACCUCUCUGAGGAAGCCCAGAGGCCUCGGACGCAGCCUGAGCUCCUACCUGAACCACGCCACCAGACUGGAGAUCGUCCACGAAGAUGUGAAAAUGAGCUCGGAUGGAGAAAGCGAUCCAGCUUCUUCUUCUGAUGAUGUUCAGAGUCCAGUUAAAGUCAGAAUGAGGAAUAAGAAGAUCUCUACUGAGGACAUCAACAAACGUCUGUCGUUACCGGCUGACAUCCGUCUUCCAGACGAUUACCUGGAGAAGUUUAAUGUGAUUGGUCCAGCUCUGUUCGAGCAGCCAAUCAGCAGGCGGCUGCGUAGAGUGUCUCUGUCAGAGAUUGGUUUUGGGAAGCUGGAGACUUACAUCAAGCUGGACAAACUGGGAGAGGGGACCUAUGCCACAGUCUAUAAAGGUCGGAGUAAACUGACUGAAAAUCUCGUGGCUCUGAAGGAAAUUCGACUGGAACAUGAAGAAGGAGCUCCGUGCACUGCAAUCAGAGAAGUGUCUCUGUUGAAGGAUUUGAAACACGCCAACAUCGUCACGCUUCAUGACAUCAUCCACACGCAGAAAUCCCUCACACUGGUGUUUGAGUACCUGGACAAGGAUCUGAAGCAGUAUCUGGACGACUGUGGAAAUGUCAUUCAUGUUCACAAUGUCAAACUGGCAGUUAUGUCAUGCUUUAAUGACACGUGUGUGUUUGUUUCAGGUUUGGCUCGAGCGAAGUCGAUCCCAACAAAGACGUACUCCAACGAGGUGGUGACGCUGUGGUACCGACCACCUGACAUCCUGCUGGGCAGCACCGACUACUCCACUCACAUCGACAUGUGUGGCCUCCACAGAGCCUUCCUCUUUACUUUUAGUUUAAGUCACCAGAUCUGCAGCUGCACACAGACGUGCAUUAAUCUUAAAGGCUCACUGCACCAGAUAACGAAGUUUGUUUUUGUGUUCAGGCUCAGCACUGAUGGAGUGGAGCUGUUGUCCGAAUUCCUACAGUUUGAGGGGAAGAAGAGGAUCUCUGCAGACGAGUCGAUGAACCACUCUUACUUCAGUAACCUUGGAAAGAGAGUGAAGUUACUUCCUGACACGACGUCCAUCUUCACCCUGCCAGAGAUUCAGCUUGAAAAGGAAACGAUGAGACCAACAGCAGCAGCGCCGGAUCCAGCAAACAGUCCAAACAGGAGGCGGAGUAUGCUUUUCUGACAUGGUGGAGAGGCGGAGUCUGCUGCUGGACAAACAAAGGGAAACUGACAGGACAGGAAGUGACGACGAUGAUGAUGAUGCUUUUUUCCUAGAGGAUUUACUGCAAGUUACUUUACUGACUAACAGCAAGUGCAACAGAGUAGAAGAAAACAGAAGUUACUAUUAUUUAUGAUGAGAAGAUGAAGCCUGUUGUUUACACAGAGAGGAAAUUAUGAUUCGCUGCAGCUACCCGACCAAUCAGAGCACAGAUUAUUGUGACUAAAGGAAACAGGCUUCAGAGCUUCACCUUGGUACAUCUCGGAGAUGAACGGGUGAAUAGUAGUAAAAGCUUCUCCAGGAGGUUCUGUCUUCCAUUUUCACUGCACAGAUUAAACGCAUAAAUAUCAAGUUGGUGAAAGUCCUGGAAAACCUGGAAUUCAGCUCUGCUGUCAUGGAAACGCCUGGAAACAGCCGUAUACGUCAUAUCACCCGUGUGAACAUCUGCGGCAGCAAAGUCAGCGUUAAACUGAAGCCACGAUCCAGUCCCAGCGUGCUGAACUGUACCUGCUUUAAACUUUAAUAACACCUGAUGAAACACAAUAAAAAUUCAGUUUGUUAAACACAAAAAACAAAUUCAAAAAUUUUGACUCCAAACUUUUCCCUAAAUUGCAGCUUUGAUUUAUUCAAAUAUUUUUUUAACGUGCUACCGACCACGAGAUGAAACCGUCAGAGUAACAUCGACCCUGCAGCGAGAGGAAAGCAGGCGCGGUUUUCACAUUAAAGGCUGAAGACGAAUGUUCUCUGUUUUAAACCCGCAGCUCUUCAGCCGUCUCCUUAUCGGUGUCGAGCUGCCGAUUGUGUUUCGGUUUACAGUGUUACAUUUUACACUUCAGUGUUACUAUUAAACAGCCUGCAGGAGAAGCCAAACACAACAUCUGUGGAAAUUUAAACCUUUGCUUUUAUUUUGAAAGUGUGAACCUGAUUUCUGCUGUUCUGCAUGUGUGUGUCGUACACUCGAACUUUAUACUGUAAUACUGUUAAUAUAU